Molecule: messenger RNA, 2438 nt
Organism: Tigriopus californicus
Lineage: Eukaryota; Metazoa; Arthropoda; Copepoda; Harpacticoida; Harpacticidae
Product: proton channel OtopLc-like
Exons: 14
Coding region: 62-2359 (765 amino acids)
Biological process (GO): proton transmembrane transport
Cellular component (GO): membrane
Molecular function (GO): proton channel activity
Source: RefSeq, a predicted model, not a curated record
GAGAAUAUGCAAAGUAUUUGUGUGAUGAUUGCCAGUCCGACACAUUGACAUUGAAACGAUCAUGGAGGAAGACAAACAUAUGAAGCUUCACCCAACAGCGGUGGGCCAAGGCAGCACCAGGGGGAAAACGUUCACCUCUAGGAAAGAAUCCAUCAUCAACGCAUUCCCUAUUUAUGGUAGUCCGGCCAAGGGUGACCAAUCUCCAGGAGUCCGUGGGAAAGGCGAUUCUGGCGAUAAAUUUGAAUUCCCAGAAAAAGAAGAUUCGGUCGACAUUAAUCCGAGCAACUCGACCAAUGAAGAGCCCAUCACUCCCAAAAGCAAGAAUAGCGUUCCCUCCACAUUGCAGCCUUAUUUGAAAGUGGCUCAGGAUCAUGCCUUUGACAAGUUCAACAAAUCUCCACGAUCCAUCAGGAAAGUCAGCAUAUCCAAGAAAUAUGGGGAAAUGGAACUCACCCUCGACUUAAAUGAUGGUGGUGGAGAUUUUAAAAGUGUGGACAGCACCGUUUCACUAGAUUUGGCGGACAACCACUCCACCCAUCAAAUGGAAAUUGAAGAGUAUCCCACCCAAUAUGUUGAAGAACCCAUGACCCGAAAGACGGCGGCCUUUUGGGAGCAUUUUUCGGUGAUCUCGUCCAUCAUUUAUGCCGUGGGCGUGUUCAUCGUUGGCUUCAUCUUCUACGUAGGCGAUAUCUUUGUGGACUCACGAGGACCUCAAUUUUGGACUGAGUAUUUCAACAUAUUUUUGAGCACGCUAGGAAUCGUUUGGUUGAUCUGGCUCAUGGUGGACGUCAAUCUGCAUCUGCGAAUGAUCGACGAAGAAGAUCGAGAGACGCCAAUUAAUGUGAAGAAAGUCAUUACCAAUGACAAUGGAACUAUGACGUUCGUGACGAAAUCAAAAAAUCUUCAACUGUUCUACGCUUUUGCCUCGGGGCGACACACUGGCUCUGUGUUCCUCAAAAUUGGAGCCACCCUGUUCUGUUUGGGUCAUCUCGUUUUCACUGGGCUUAAAUUUGCCAGACAGAUCGUGUUUUUCAUCGACGAUAAUGGGAUUGACCAUUGCAAGAACAUCGCUGAUCUCGUGUACUGUUUGGUAAACGGUGUAUACUCGUUCCUCUUACUUUAUAUUCUCUUCAAGUACUCCAAUGUGAUUGUGAAUAAGUCUCGCGUUUUGGCUCGAUUUGCUUUCAUGCACUGCAUUGCAGCAUCGCUCUGCUUUUGGAUAUUCACCAUCGUACAAGAAACAGUGGACACCAUUGUCUCGAAAGAGUAUUUCCCGACCAAAACCAAAUGCUAUUCGGAUGACAAAUCUCCGACCUUUUUUGGAAAUUGGCGUGAUGCCGAUGAUGGAGUUGCAGUGUUAUGCUAUAAAGUGAAUAAUACGUGCGGUGAAACUCGGGAGUCUCAAGGGCUGGAUUUUGAUGUGGAAUGCAAGUUAUCCGAAAUGUGCGAAUGUGCCGAUAACAAUGACAUUGCCAAGUAUAUCUUUCAACUAGGGCCCUACUUGUACCCAUUUAGCAUUGAAUUCAACAUUCUGAUUGUUGGAGUGCUUUACGUAAUGUGGAGUAAUAUCGGAAACAUCACACAUAAUCCUCACGAAACCUUGACAUCGCCCCGAAACAGCCUUUUUCUGAACACGCCAGAUAAUCAAUUAAACGAUUCGAUGUUUGUGGUUGCGGAUUGUCAUUCCACUCACACUGGUAUCUUUGUGGGAUUAUGUUACUUCAUUAUCACUUUGAUUGGACUGAUCUUGUUUUUCAUCUUGAUUGGCUCCACGGAUUGUGACUUAGUAUCAGUGGGAAUCACCAUUAAUGAUAGUGUGGAAUCCGUACUGCUUGCCUUUCUAAUCAUAGCUACAGUUUGGGCGUAUUGGAGAAUGGGCCAUUUAGAUGUCAAUCCUAAUGCAGUGUCAUUUUUGGACGACUUGCUGUUGGUCAUUUGCAUCCCUUCUUUUUUUCUGUACUUUAUGGUUAGUUUGUUACCCAUUUUUGAAGGAUCAAACACGUCAUACGGCACUUUAUUGACCAACGUUUUCAUGAUCAUCCAAGUUUGCAUUCAAACUCCCAUGAUUGUGGAUGGUUUGAGACGUUGCAGUGAAAGAGAGAACGAUCAAAGACGAAAACCUGGCAGAAAUCUGUUGACUUUUUUGAUUAUUGGAAACAUCGCCAUUUACAUUUGGGAAACCAUGGAAGUGAAAGGCACGGCGUAUCAGCAGAGUCGUAAGGACUUUUAUGGAAAUACUCUGUGGACACUUCUGAGCCAUUUGACUUUGCCGUUAUGCAUCUUUUAUCGCUUUCAUGCUUCAGUGGCCUUGGUGGACAUUUGGAACGGGGCGUACGCCCCGCCCGAAGAAGGGCAUUAACAUGAUAUCCUGUUUCUAAUUUAGAUGAAUUACUCUUAAUAAACUAAACUCUAAAAAAACAGGUACGAAAGAGUGAGUU